AUGGCCUCUCAAUCUUCCCAUGAGAUUUUCAUGGCUAUUGUGUUUAUAACAACCAUGUUUUCGCUUGCCGGUAGCUGCAAAUUCACAUCGACAAAAGAUUUGUGCGACACGGCAUUAUUUCCCGAUUCGUGUCACAAUAGCCUCGCUAACUUAACUACUCCUCGAAAUCACACCCGACUCGACACGAUCUUCGAGCGAUCGGCCCGCGUGGCACUAACCGCGGUUUCGAAAGCUUCGUCCCGUUUUUCCACACGCGGAGCGAUAAAAAAACUAAUGCGCGUAGACGAAAAGCUGUCGAUUUCCGCACUAGAAAGUUGUGCGACUCUUCUUUCGCUCGCGAUGGACAACAUCAAUGAAUCGCUCUCGGUGAGCAAACAAGUAUCGUUUUCUAGUGGGGCCCGCAUGGACAUAAUGACUUGGAUGAGUGCCGCGGGAACCGACCUUCGGACGUGCAUGGAUGAAUUCGAAGGAUUUAGUCACGACGUGAAAAAGUUUGUGCGCGAAGAAUUGGAUAACUCGACCAAAUAUAUUAGCAAUAGUCUAGCCAUUGUGACUAGAAUCCAUUCGUGCUUGGGUUCGAUGAAAGUGAGGUAUUCGUCAAGCUUCGGUUAUUGGGUUAACGAGACGAAAAAUCUUCUCGAUGCGAACACGACCAAAAUAAAGAUCGAUAUAGUUGUCGCGCAAGAUGGCACGGGGAAUUUCACCGCGAUAACCGAUGCAUUGAAAACUGUGCCUGACCGAAGUCUUAAUAGGUUCGUCAUAUAUGUCAAGAAAGGGACUUACUACGAAAACGUACGAGUCGAGAAAUCCAAGUGGAACGUGAUGAUGAUCGGCGAGGGAAUGGAGCAAACCGUAGUUUCGAGCAACUUGAGCUAUGCUGGUGGAACAAAGACGUUUAUGACCGCUACAUUCGCUGUCUUCGGCAGAGGAUUUGUGGCCCGGCAAAUUGCCUUCCGAAACACAGCACCAGCCUCACAAGCUGUGGCCUUACUCUCGACCUCCGACAAAUCAGUUUUCUUCCAAUGUCUCGUCGAGAGCAAACAAGACACACUCUAUGCGCACUCCAAACGACAAUUCUACCGCGAGUGCACCAUAAUCGGGACAAUGGACUUCAUAUUUGGAAACUCGGCUGCCGUCAUCCAAACGAGCCUCAUACUCCUCAAGAACCCUUUCCCAGGCCGGACGAACGUGAUCACGGCCCAGGGAAAAUCCGACCCGAACCAAAAAACGGGCUUUUCGGUGCACAACUGCACGAUCCGACCCGCCGGGAAAGAGGGUCUUGGUGGGGCCCGCGCGUUCUUGGGGAGGCCGUGGAGGGAUUACUCGACGGUCGUUUUCAUGCAGACGUAUAUAGACGGGUCGGUCGACCCGGAAGGAUGGCUGGCGUGGGAUGCUUCACGGCCCGACCCGAGUACGGUUUUCUAUAGAGAGUAUGGUAAUUCGGGCCCGGGAGCGAAUACAAGUGGGCGGGUUAAGUGGGCUGGGGUGAAGGUUGAGCUCGACGAGAGUGAAGCGGAGAAGUUUACGGUUGGUCGGCUCAUCGGAGGACAAGAAUGGCUGCCCGAGACCCGUGUACCUUUCCGGUUAGGCCUCCUUAAAGGAAACAGUAAAAUGAGAAGUGAUUGA
Striga hermonthica is the source of this 1626-nucleotide messenger RNA. The record is from the annotation of a GenBank genome assembly. Lineage: Eukaryota; Viridiplantae; Streptophyta; Magnoliopsida; Lamiales; Orobanchaceae.